CAGCUCCUGCAGGACAGGAGUCACCUCAAACACAGCGCACACGGGACACAUGGUCCCCAGCCCGUGGCGCCCCCGCGCCAGCAUGACCCAGACAGGCGUCUCCCUCUGCAGCCCUGGGCACCUCACCUCUGCUCUGAAGGCCACCUUGCUCUUCAGCCUGGUCCUCGCCUCCUUCCACUCGUCCUACGGUACAGACGUCAGCAGCAUCAACUCAACCCUGAGUAUACACCACUCAGAGCCUGGGACCCUGGAGCAGUGUGCCAACAUCGACUUCUGCCCAGUAGCCUCCCUGUGUUGCCGAGCUUCGGUGGAUGAAUACGGAUGGAUUGCUGCGGCGGUCGGCUGGGGCCUCUGGUUUCUCACGCUCAUCCUGCUGUGUGUGGACAAACUGAUGAAGCUCACUCCAGAGGAGCCCAAAGACCUGGCCGCAUGAGCACAGGCCCCAACGAUGGCUAUUCCCACCGCGUGUGGGUAACAGGGAGGGGGAGGAGCUUUCUAGAAGCAGGGCU
This is a messenger RNA of Phodopus roborovskii (desert hamster), 509 nucleotides long. RefSeq names its product transmembrane protein 213 (gene Tmem213). The transcript is spliced from 3 exons. The coding region runs from base 50 to 433 and encodes 127 amino acids. The record is from RefSeq and is a predicted model, not a curated record. Lineage: Eukaryota; Metazoa; Chordata; Mammalia; Rodentia; Cricetidae.